Lingula anatina is the source of this 4587-nucleotide messenger RNA. Its product is annotated as xanthine dehydrogenase/oxidase-like. Lineage: Eukaryota; Metazoa; Brachiopoda; Lingulata; Lingulida; Lingulidae. The record is from RefSeq and is a predicted model, not a curated record. Gene Ontology annotation, molecular function: xanthine dehydrogenase activity; 2 iron, 2 sulfur cluster binding; molybdopterin cofactor binding.
GUGCUCGUUUACCCGAUGUACCCGGCCAUGACGUAAGCCUACUGCUACCUGGUGUACUGACGUGAGGCAGAAUAUUCCCCCAGCUGUGGAUACAAGGGUCAGUAGUGAUAGCCAGCUUGGAUGAUCAGUAUGGAACCUGUAUCCAGUAAGUCUCGAGAGGCACUUGUCGUAUACGUCAAUGGGAAAAAGAUUGUUGAAAAUAAUCCUGAUCCUGAAACAACCUUGAUUCAGUUUCUCCGUCUAAAACUGCGACUACCUGGCACCAAGCUGGGAUGUGCUGAGGGAGGCUGUGGCGCGUGUACAGUGAUGGUUUCAAGAUAUGACAACAUCAAUAGUGAAGUAACCCAUACUGCCGUAAAUGCUUGUAUAGCUCCCGUGUGUAUCUUCCAUGGGAUGGCAGUCACCACUGUGGAAGGAAUAGGCAGUUGUAAAACUAGACUUCACCCAGUUCAGGAAAUCAUUGCCAAGACUCAUGGGACUCAGUGUGGGUUCUGUACACCUGGGAUGGUCAUGUCCAUGUACACGUUACUCAGAAACAAACCACAGCCGGAAGUGGAAGAUGUGGAACGCAUAUUCCAAGGUAACUUGUGCCGAUGCACCGGGUACAGGCCAAUUUUGGAUGCUUUCAAAACAUUUACCAAAGACAGCUGCUGUCAACGUGGAGAAGGGUGCUGUAAACAGAAUAGCGAAGUCAACACUGAGUGUUCCACGCCCGGAGAAAGCGCCAUUCUUGAACCAACACAGGAGCUGAUAUUUCCUCCUGAGCUCAAGCUUAACACCAGUUUUAGUUUUGAAACUGUCAAAUUCCAAGGAGAGAGAUUAACGUGGUACAGACCAGUAACACUGACAGAACUGCUGGAAUUGAAAACCGCCUACCCUGCAGCGAGAAUCGUUGUUGGUUAUACCGGUCUUGCUCUUGAGGAGAAGUACCGGGGCAAUGCUUGUACCACAGUGAUCUCAGCAACACAUGUUCCAGAACUCCUUGAGGUGCGUCACGACGAUAGCGGGAUUCACGUCGGCGGGGCAGUCACGAUAACAAGACUGACCGAGUCUUUGGCAAAGGCAGUGAAACAAUUACCAGAAUACCAGACAAGGAUCUUUGCUGGUAUUUUAGAAAAUUUGAAAUGGUUCGGAGGAGAACAAAUUCGCAAUAUGGCGUCUGUGGCAGGGAAUAUUCUGACGACAAAUUACAUAUCGGACCUGAACACCUUACUGAUGGCGGCAGGAUGCACGGUUACUUUGGUUUCAAAAGAUGGUGGCCAACGAGCGGUUCCGCUGGACAGCGCAUUUUUCCUUGGUGACAGAAAAACAAAACUGACCCAGACAGAAAUAUUGUUGUCUGUUCAUAUCCCCUAUACAAAAAUGAAUGAGUAUUAUCAUGGAUACAAACAAGCACAGCGGAGGACUCUCGACAUCGCUAUCGUCAAUGCCGGUAUGAGGGUGGUGUUUGAGGGAAAUCUAAUCAAGGAAAUGGUGAUGACAUUUGGUGGAUUGGCGCCAAUAACUUUGGCGGCUGUCAAAACCGCCGAAGAAGCUAUUGGAAGAAAGUGGGACGAUAGUCUUGUUGCAGAUGCUUGUCAGUGGCUAUCCGAUGAGCUUCCAUUAAAGCCAGACGCACCUGGUGGUCAAGUGGAAUACCGGAGGACGCUGGCCAUAAGCCUGUUCUUUAAGUUCUACGUUAGUGUGCAUAUGGAAUUGAGCAAAAUGAAGCACGAUGCCAUCGGAAGUAAACUUUUAACGACAUUCGCAAGCGCUGCUGGCGACUGUCGCCAUGGUUUGACUAAGAGCACACAAGUCUUUGAAGAGGUUUCAGUCGACCAACCGCUAGAUGACGCUGUAGGGCGCCCGCUACCGCACAUGGCCUGCAUGCAGCACGCGACUGGAGAGGCCCAGUUCACUGACGACAUGCCUCGCGCAGAAGGUGAGCUUUACCUGGCGCUUGUCACCAGCACCAGAAGCCACGCCACGAUUCAGAGCAUAGAUGCCAGCGCCGCCCUUGCAUUGCCUGGUGUCGAAACCUUCCUCUGUCACAAGGACGUGCCUGGAUCCAAUAUCACAAUGGCUCUCCAAUCGCAGUUAGAAAUAUUUGCUUCAGAAAAGGUGACUUGUUACGGCCAGGUUAUCGGAGCGGUGGUUGCGGAUACCUUUGCGAAUGCCCGAAGAGCUGCCAAGGCGGUGAAGGUUGAAUAUGGCGAGGACCUGCCAACGGUUUUGACCAUCGAGGAAGCGAUAGAGAAGAAUUCUUUUUACGACCCCGCUCCUCUCAGAGUAAUGACAACGGGGGAUGUGGAGAAAGGUUUUGCCGACUGCGCCCAGACAUUAGAAGGUGUGGCAAGAGGCGGUGGACAGGAACACUUUUACAUGGAGACGAACGUGACACGUGCCAUUCCAAGAGGAGAGGACUGCGAAAUGGAGUUAUUUGUCUCCACGCAAUUCCCAGCUUCCAUUCAGGCUGCGACUGCCAAGGCGUUGGGGGUACAAGCAAGCAGAGUACAACUGAGAGUCAAGAGAGGAGGAGGAGGUUUUGGUGGCAAGGAUUUUGGCGGGCAGACGCUGACACUACCAGUUGCUAUCGCUGCAUUCAACCUGAAUAGACCAGUCCGUUGUCAGUUGGAGAGGGACAAAGACAUGUUGGUGACAGGGGGAAGGCAUCCGUUUUUGGGAAAAUAUAAGGUUGGCUUCAGCGAAGGAGGAGAUAUUUCUGCGCUGGAGCUGUUCUUUUACCUCAAUGCUGGUCACAUUCUCGGCGAAUCUGCGUUGAUAAUGCAUAGAGCUCUGUUCUACCUGUCCGCCAACUACCGCAUUCCUAACAUCACAGUCAACGCGUACGUGUGCCGCACCAACCUUCCUUCCAACACCACCAUUAGGGCCGUGGGUGUGCCUCAGAUCGCGUUCGUCACGGAAAGCAUAAUUGAGGAUGUGGCUGUGUUCUUAGGGGUCCCUGCCGAAUCUGUGCGCGAGUUGAAUAUGUACAAGAAUGGGGACUUGACACAUUUUCAUCAGCCCAUAACCGAUAGCCAAUUGAAACGUUGUUGGGAUGACGUCAUCAGUCAGAGUUCCUUUGAAUCUAGGAAGAAUAGCGUAGCCAAAUUCAAUAAGGAGAAUCGCUGGAAAAAGCGAGGCAUUUCCGUAAUACCGCUGCAGUACGGCAUGUCAAUGUUUCCAGGAGUGUUUUUGGAACAGGGUGCUGCUUUGGUCCAUGUGUACCAAAGUGACGGCUCGGUGCUGAUAUCACAUUGUGGCGCAGAGGUGGGCCAAGGUCUGCACACGAAAAUGAUACAGGUGGCAAGUCGGGCCUUGAACAUUCCUACACAUAAAAUCCACAUCAGUGAAACCAAUACAAGCAUGGUACCCAACGGCAGCACCACAGGGGGCAGCAUGAGUUCUGAUCUUCAAGGAAUGGCGGUCAUUAAUGCAUGUACGACUAUCAGAGAAAGACUUGAACCAUAUGUCAAGGCCAACCCGGAAGGUACAUGGGCCGAAUGGGUGGCAGCUGCUUACUUUGAUAGAGUUAGUCUGUCUGUCACGGGAUUUUACAAGGUCCCUGGUGUAGAAUAUGACUGGGAAAAGAACGUGGGCACUCCCUUUAGUUACUUCACGUAUGGAGCCGCUUGCACAGAGGUGGAGAUAGAUUGCCUCACUGGAGAUCACGUGAUUCUGCGAACGGAUAUCGUCAUGGACCUUGGAAAAAGUUUGAAUCCCGCACUUGAUAUUGGACAGAUUGAAGGCGCCUUUAUGCAGGGGCGUGGUCUCUACACCUUAGAGCAGCUGAAGUACUCACCCGAUGGUCGCCUGUUGAGUUGUGGACCAGGUGCAUAUAAAAUACCGGGAUAUAGUGACAUACCGCGAGAAUUCCAUGUUUCGUUACUGAAAGGGUCUUCCAACAGUCAUCCCAGAGCAGUGUAUUCUUCUAAGGGAAUCGGCGAACCACCCCUAGUUUUGGCGUUGUCCGUAUUCUUUGCUAUCAAAAAUGCCAUUGCCUCGGCCAGGGCGGACGCUGGCCUUGCUGGGAGAUUCAAACUGACCAGUCCAGCUACGUCCGAGAAGAUAAGAAUGGCUUGCGAAGACCAGUUUACUCAAAAGUUCCCCUCAGCAGAGCCAGGGGCAUACAAGCCAUGGUUUGUGGAGGUGUAAUACACAACCAAUGGUAUUUAAAUGGACGACGGGGUUUUUCAUCCCCCCUGACACUACAAAUGCAUCAAUUGGUCUAUUCUAGGCAUAUUGACUUUUUAAAAUAGCACUGAAUGAUAUACACUUUAUUCUGCACAUUUGUGUAAAAGUAGAGGACCGUGUGAUCCCGAUGUGCGUCUAUAAUGUCCGCUUUCUCCCCCUGGGCCACUAGAGUGAGGAACGUAGAAUUUUGAGGAUAAAUAAUAGUAAUAGGGUCAUAGAAUCCCUGGGGGUGGGGAUGUACCUAUGGAUGGAUUUGGUGAAGUGCGGACUAUGCGAUGACUGUCCAUCGAGAACAUAUAGUUGCUGUAAUUAUUAUUAUUAUUACUAAUAUUCUUGCUGCCGUUACUGUUGCUGUUAUAAAAAUAAUUAUGUUAUAAAAAUAAUUAUUGAAUGACAGAAAUCCGUUGUGAAUGA